AGUUACUUCUCAGUAAAAACUAAAAACCAAAAAUCAGCAUACUUGACAUCAAUCGAGCAUUAACUUAAUUUCUAGUAAGCGAUUGUUAUUAGUAACUAAUUAUGAUCACAAUCCCAGAAAAAUUGGUCAUCGGUUGGCAAGAGCAAGUGGCAUUCUUUGAUGACAAUUCUUUGGAGCUUGAAAAUGCCACCAAGAGCAGAAGUGAAGGGAAUGGACCAAAUUCUGCAUAACCCGUUCGAGUUCCAGAAUUUAAAGGAAAGAACCAAACUAAAUCCCAUUCUUCAUUCGAUGAUCAAAAGCGAAUUCUCAGGAAAAAAAAACUGUUCGUAGGAAGUGAGAAGUCCCAAACUUCGCGAUUUCACGAAACCUACAGAAAGGCGAGCGGCGACAUGGUGUGGCGGGGGAACGAGCGGACGACGGGGUCUAAUGCGGCGAAGAGCUUGAAGGAUGAGCGUUGGCGGCGGGUGCGGCGGCAAGACCGAGAUGCCAGAGGGAUCGUCGUUCCUCUCGGAGAGGAAGAAGAUGAGUAGCGGCGGGCGAGUUUUUGUGGCUGAAAAAAUAAUGGAACGGUUGAAUGGCGAGUAGGGUUGGGGCCUUGUGGAGGGGUUGAAAAAAACAAACAUAAUUUUCGUAUGUGAGGGGGCUCGAACUGGGGGUUAGUUUAAUGAAAUCAAAGACACAACCAGUAGAAAUCCCGUGUUAAACAUGUUUACGAAUCAGAUCCAAAGCAAUAAUUUAUUGUUUCUCUGAUUUGGGCCUAGUUGUGUAACUCUGUUUCACAACAAAAAUUAAAAACCUAACUAAACAUUAUUUUUCUCCUCGGUUUCUGCAAUUUUAUAAAACACAACAGAAAAUAAAAACAAGCAACAAUACUAAACGGAUUUUAGAUCUAAGAUUUCAAUUUUGUUCUGUCACCUCUCUCAUUUGCUCACUCCAUCUCUCGUCUUUUUUACUGUUGUGAAUGAGAGGAAGACGACGAAGUCUUUGGUCUACAUGAACAAUAUAAAUGCAAGCCCUAUCCUCUGAUUCAUCAUUAGCCCUUGUGCCAUUUUUACUCUUAUUCCAGAAACUGAAAGGAAGAGGAUUGAUCCGAGUACAUACACAAACAUCCUUUCGGAGUAUUCUAAAUACUAGUCGUGAACUUAUGGAAUAUGUGUAUUUUUUUAUGCUUGAAUAUUUUUUUUAUAGUAAACACUCAAUAUCAAUUAACUUGGUAUUGAAUAUUAGUUUUCCUUAUAUCAAAUACAAGUUGCAACAUGUUUUGACUAAUAAAACCAAGUUAAAAAUGUAAUUAGUAUAUGUGACAUUUAUGAAUAGAACGAUGAAUACUAAUUCAAGCAUACAGAAAACUAGUUUUUGAAUGAUGAAUACUAGUUCAAACAUACAUAAUACUAGAAUACAAAAUAUUGGGUGUAAAUGUGGUGAAUACUCGUUGUUACAUAACCAUAAAAAAAAAUACGGGUUGUUACAUGUAGAAUAUGUACUGUGUUUGUUUCUGGAAUAUUUUUCGUCUAUGUGACGAAUAUUUGUUGACCUGUUUUUUAAUAAUGACUCAUGUGAUUAUAAAUAUUGGUGCGAAGCCUAUGAAUAUGUGUUCAUUUUUGUGAAAUAUCUAUUGGUCUUGAAGACCUCAACAAUCAGUGGCAGAUCACUUGAGACAUCAUCGUAUAUUAGUUGAACUAUUAUUAAAUAUGAGAAUUGAUUUACUUGACUUGAAUAUGUAUUGAGUAAACACUGAAUAUCAAUUAAGUUAGUAUUGAAUAUGAGUUUAUAUGGUAUUAAAUAUUAGUUCAACUAGUACCAAAGAUAAUUGAUUUAUUUAACUUGAAUAUUUGUUGAGUAAACAUUGAAUAUCAGUUAGGUCCAUUUUUUACCCGAGAUUAUAUAUUAGUUGAACUAGUAUCGGAGAUGAGAAUUGGUUGACACUCAUAUGCCCAAUGUCAUUAUUUGCACCUCACCUAGUUCACUUAGACCACAACAUGUAUAAUCAGGUUAGCUCAUAUUUUGUGUUAAGAUCUACUUAUAUUCAAUAUCAGGUAAACACAUAUUCAGUACUAGGAGAACUCAUAACCAAAAGUAAGUUAAAUUGUAUUCAGUAAUAAAAUCAAGUCAUAUUCAGUACCAAAACAACCCAAUUAAAUAAUACAAAUAUUGAUAAACCGUUAAUUGCACAUGUUUUUACCCCUAUUCUAAAGCCGUUUGAGGUGUUGAUUCUCGUGUUUUAGGCCGAUUUCACGCUAGGUUGUGCUUGUUUGUGAUAUUUCAGGUCCUAGUAAGUGAAUGAAGGUUUGGGAGCGAGUUCGGGGUCGAUUGGACGAAGAUCGGACGUGUGGCGAGUCGCUGAGGAAGCCACACGGGCACAAAUAAAACCCACACGACCGUGUGAAGGAGCAAUGUGGUCGUGUGGGAUUAUGCGAGGCUUCACACGGGCCGACUGGGUGAGCCACACAACCGUGUGUCCCUGGUCGUGUAGGUAGCCUGAAGUGCAAUUAUUGGAGACGCGGCGUUUUGUAUCUCACACGGGCAUCUGGGUAUGCCACACGGCCGUGUGGCCUGCCCGUGUGAUCGGGAUUUUCUGGUUUUUACCCAAUUUCGGGCCACAAGGGAGAGGAUCGAUUUUUGAGAGCAAAAACAGAGCCCUAGAGAGAGAAAGUGCGAAGAACACAUCCUAGAAGCAAUCUUGGAGCUGGGUUUCAUCAAAUCGAGCUUGGAGAUCGUCAUAGGAGUAGAAAUCAUCAUCCCAGAGCAGAUUCUUCCCAUUGUUAUGAGUAUGACUGCUUUGUAUUCUGUUUUCCUCUCUCUCUCUAUGGAGUAGAACCCUUCUCUCACUUGGGUAUGAAGAACCCUAGUUCCAUGUGUUAGGGAUUUGAUUGUAAUGACUUGGGAUGAUUAUACUGUUUGGUUUUAAUCGAAUGAUGCAUGUUUUAUUGAAUUGAUUGAAGUCUGAUCAGCUUUUCUUGAUUUCUGCUGCAACCUGAGAUAGAUAGAAUCUGAUUAGGUUGUUAGAGCUUCUUCAUUCGGUAGUAGUGGAUUGGUUAUACGAGAGUUAGCCAGUUUACUGCUUUGUACUGGAAUCCAAUUCCAGUAGUGGAGUUCUGUGCUUAUUGCUUCAGCUUUCUAUCCUGGUGAAGACUAGUCGUCUGCCGGGUAGUUAGACUGAGAGGGCUUGGUCAGCUUAAGAGAUUCCAAGCUACUGUCGGAUCUUCCACAGUCUAAUCAACAAUAAAUCAACCCAGGGUAAUUACAAUUGAGACCUAAUUAAGGAGCUAGGGGGACUCAUUCCCGAGUGACUCUUCUUUGCUUGAGAAAACCGUACCAAUUCCUGCUUUCUUACUGCUUUUGCUUAAAACAACAAUCACUUGACUUAGUUGGCUAGAUAAUAGAUAAUCACGGAGUAGGCAGUAGAUCUAGACCCCGGGUUGAUAAUAGAACUUGCCACUUUACUGCAUUCUCGGACUGCGAUUACACUUGGUCGCAGUUUGGUGCUGUGUUUUGGCCAGUCAAGUUUUUGGCGCCAUUGCCGGGGAACCUCUAGGUUAUUGGGGAAACGUGAAAAUUUGUUACUCUAGCUUUUUCUUUACUGCAUUAUAUCUCUUCCACCUGUGUGCCUUCACGGGUUGCUUCUGCUGAUUGUGUGCAGGUAGUGCAUGACCCGUAGCCAGUCGGGAGAUCUACUACCAUUAGACCAGGAGCUUGAACGAACCUGCAGGAACUUCAAGCGGGCUCUAAAGGCGCGAAUGGCUGCGGAGGAGGAGCUAGCACAGCUACAGAUCGCUGAAGAAGAAGAGAUGGAGGAUCCACAGGACCAUGAUGUGGUCCUUCCCGAGGAGCAGACCAUGGGAUACUACUGGACCGCCAGGGCUGCGGACAUGAGGUCACCCAUUCAACACCCUCAUGUGCCAGCAAAUAAUUUUGAGGUGAGCACCUCUGUCAUCACAAUGCUGCGCGGUUCGGUAGCGUUCCGAGGCAAAGAGGGGGAGUGCCCCCGAUCACAUGUCAGGAGAUUCCACGAGCUCAUCGAUGGAAUCAAGAUUAAUGGGGUCCCAGCAGAUGCCAUCCAGCUGAGGUACUUUCCAUUCACCCUGGAGGGGCAGGCCAAGGAGUGGCUAGACACUCGACCUCCAGGCACUAUCACCACGUUCGCCAAUCUGGCGGACAAGUUCCUCACUCGCUAUCAACCCCCAUCCAAAACGGCGGACUUGUAGAAGCAGAUCACCCACUUUAUCCAGGAUGAAGAUGAGACCAUCCGGGAAGCAUGGGAGAGAUACAACAGCCUCUUCCUACGGUGUCCCAAUCAUGGUUUCAAUGAUGCUUUCAAGGUGGGAACCUUCUACCAUGCCCUCUUCCAGAAGACAAGUAGCUGAUUGACUCGGCUUGUGGCGGGAACAUGUUGACCAAAACACCGCCACGACUGAAUCAACUCUUUGAGGAGAUGGUAGAGAACGGGUAUGAUUGGGGAACUGCAAGAAGAUCAAGACGAGCACCAGGGCGGGGUGUGCAUUCUGUAGCCACCUAGUCAUAUGAUUUGGUGCAGGUGGUGCCGAAACUGGUGUCAGCCAUCGAUCGCUCUGGGAUGAUUCCAGGGACCGAACAGCAGCAGGCGAUGCUCUGCCACUGGUGCGAGAGCACCCAUCACACAGUGGAAGACUGCCAGGCGAUGAAGGAAUCGACCACACCCAGGAGCAAGUGAACUUCAUCAAUAAUGUUAGGCGAAAUGA
This is a messenger RNA of Linum trigynum, 4718 nucleotides long. NCBI's taxonomy places the organism in Eukaryota, Viridiplantae, Streptophyta, Magnoliopsida, Malpighiales, Linaceae. The record is from the annotation of a GenBank genome assembly.